Molecule: messenger RNA, 783 nt
Organism: Egretta garzetta (little egret)
Lineage: Eukaryota; Metazoa; Chordata; Aves; Pelecaniformes; Ardeidae
Product: butyrophilin subfamily 1 member A1-like
Exons: 2
Source: RefSeq, a predicted model, not a curated record
GGUUCUUUCUUCUUCCUCCGGGGGUUUCUCCCAGCUCCGCUCACUGUGACGGGACCCCCCGGCCCCAUCACCGUGCCUGUGGGUGAGGAGGAGGUGUUGCCCUGCCGCUACUCCCCGGAGCAGACUGCGCGGGACUUGGACGUGAUCUGGUUUCGGGAAAACGUAUCGCCCUUUGUGCAUCGCUACAAGGGGGGCCAGGACCAGUAUGGGGAGCAGAUGCCUCAAUACCGAGGGCGCACCGAGCUGCUGAAGGACGGCCUCAACAAGGGCCACGUGGACUUGAAAAUUUUCCAUGUCCAACUGUCUGACAGAGGGAGCUACACCUGCUUUGUUGGUGUUGAUUCAGAUUACAACGAGGUUGUGAUGGAGCUGCAGGUGACAGGCAGCGGCUCUACCCCGCUCAUCGCACUGGAGCAGUACCAGGGUGGGGGGAUCCAGGUGUCCUGUCACUCGUCCGGCUGGAACCUGCAGCCCGAGAUGCUGUGGCAAGAUCCUGACGGGCGACAUCUCCCACCCCUCUCAGAAAGGGUUACCCAGGACAAGAGUGGCCUCUUUGCAGCAGAAAGCAGCAUAAUCGCCACCAGGGGUACGAACCAGAAACUCUCCUGCUUGGUCCGACAAGCCCUGCAGAGCCAAGAACGGGAAUCAGCUUUUUACAUCUCAGGUGAGCAGAGGACGAGGGCAUCUCCCGUUAGCAUUCCCAAAGGAGCUGCGCUCGGAAAGCGCCGCUGGGAGAAAAUCUCAGGUGCAUUUUGCAGGCUGUGUCUUCAGCACAUGGAGUGU